UAGUUUAAUUUAAGAAGCCAAGGUUUAAUGAAAGCCAGAAUACCUACGGACGGCAACGUAUACUAGAAAUUUACAAGAGAAUUUACAGAUUGCAAAAGCUGAAUCUACAAUAAACUGCAUAGUAAUAAAUUUCAAGAAAUCUCAUAUCAGCAAGUGUAGUGUCUUAAGAUGGAAAUGCGGUUGUUGACUUUAAUUCUUGUAUGGUUUGUGUGCAGCGGCCAAGCAGCACCAAUUAUGGAAGCGAAUGCAAUGAUUGUAGCAGAAUCAGAAUCCACCGACAAUCCAGCAACCUCGUCGAAUAUAAAUUCCGACACAUCGUCCGAUUCGAACUUGCAAAUUGCUGACAAACAAGAUGUAAACCUACUAUCCGCAGGUAAUGCAGUUGACGAGGAGGCUGCCGCUGCAGCCGAGCGCAUGGCCACUGCCAUUGUGGCACCACUCACUCACAUCGCGCAUGUAACUUACGAUUCGGAGCCGGCGACGCACAAACCCAAUGCCGACAAGCCGCUCUUUCAUCGUGAACCUCACGAUGAGUUGAUUGCGCUGUAAAGUUUGGAAUGCUGAACUACAUAAUUAAAGCCGACAAAAAAUAAUAAAAUUUUAAACCAAAAUAUAAAA
Messenger RNA from Zeugodacus cucurbitae (melon fly), 618 nucleotides. RefSeq lists its product as uncharacterized. The transcript is spliced from 2 exons. The record is from RefSeq and is a predicted model, not a curated record. NCBI's taxonomy places the organism in Eukaryota, Metazoa, Arthropoda, Insecta, Diptera, Tephritidae. Bases 169 to 549 code for a protein of 126 amino acids.